UGCAUUUGAACAUACGUGAGCACAAAUGGCAUUUCAGCCGGGUGGACCUUUACGCGGACUACUUCCUCCUCAAUCCAAGCGGCGCGGCUGGAAGCUGGGAGAGGCACCGGGCGGCGGAUGAGCACCUCGCAAUUCCGAGGGAGCUGUGCGACUUGCCGGCUGCUUCCAUUUGUGCUCCACGCCGCCACUUCACUUCAUUGAGCACAAAUUGGGGGAAUUAAAGCGUAAUUGGGGCACAUAACUCUUUAUUUGGAAGAUUGUCAAAGCCACCGUGAAAGAGAGAGACGUAUAUAAGUUUGGAGCUCGGCGGAGGAACGAGGCACGCAGGUACAACGGCACUGUUGUGUCGACUCGCAACUCGGAGUAAACGUUACUAAUGUAACGCGGAGGUGCUAGCCUCCUCCGCGAGCUAAGUGGCUAACGCUAGCAUCCCAACUAUUAGACGAAUAGUACACACGCCGGACUCGGAAGGAGGACUGCGAGCGCCCACGCUUUGAAAAUAAAUAUCCACUUCUUGCGAGGCCACCAAACACCUCGAAGGAAAAGAAAUGGAGUUGAUUAUGUGAAAAGGAGCGACUCUCUCCGGACUUCCGCGAGAGUCGCUCGCUGCCGGGGCGACCGACGUUCGAGCGUGGCGAAAACAAAAGGGACGGACUCGUGUUUGGCACCCGAAGCGCAAACCGAGAGCUCACUCGGCUGUUCAAAGGCCCUGGGGCGCAAUUGGGGAAGUAGAGCCCAAAGUCAUUGCAUCGGGCGUUAAUUGCGGGGUAACCGAUGAAGCAAGCUCUGCGCUGGUGUCUUGCGAAACCAUGCCCUCGGUGAUGGAGCGCUCCGGGGCCGCCGGCGUGCUGUCCCGGAGCCGGACCAAGACGGUAACCAACGGCAACAGCCAACCGCAUUCCGAGGAGGAGAGCAGCGACGAGGAGCACGCUCACGACAGCAUGAUCCGAGUGGGAGGAGACUACCAGGCCCAGAUCCCGGAUUUUAAACCAGACAUCCCGGCACGUUACGCUGAGAAGGAGCAGAGGAGCAUGUUGGUGUGGCGUCCCAACAGUCAGCUGUCGGAUGCCAUGCUGGAUAAAUACAUCCUGAUGGCGAAAGAAAAACAUGGCUACAACAUGGAGCAGGCCCUGGGCAUGCUGCUGUGGCACAAGCACGAUGUGGAGCGCUCGCUGGCCGACUUGGCCAACUUCACGCCCUUCCCCGACGAGUGGACGGUGGAGGACAAAGUGCUGUUCGAACAGGCCUUCAGCUUCCACGGGAAGAGCUUCCACCGCAUCCAGCAGAUGCUUCCUGACAAGCUGAUCUCCAGCCUGGUGAAAUACUACUACGGCUGGAAGAAGACACGAACCAGAACCUCCGUCAUGGACCGGCAGGCCAGGAGGCUGGUGAGCAAGAGGGAGAAAGACGAUAGCAAUGAUGAACCCGAGGAAGGAGAGCCCGGCAGCGACAGCGACUUAGAGCUUGAUGCCAAGAAGGAGGCAGCCAAACAGAACUCCAACGGCGCCGCCUCGGACAAGGUCGUCCCCGGUCGCUCCGGCCCGAUCAAGAAGGAGAACAUCGGGGCUCAGUACCGCCACCACCCGCUCCGAGCGCGCCGCCGGCCGCCCAAGGGCAUGCACCUGGAGCGGGCCGACAUCACGUCGCUGUCCGCCUCGCACGACUCCGGCGUGCUGACCAUAAGACAGCUGGACGCACAGCUGGUGUCGCUCAAGCGACAGGUCCAAAGUAUUAAACAGAACAGCAGCAGUUUGAAACUGAGUCUGAACGGAGGCGUCGACACUUUCAGACCCACUGAGCCCGCCCCCAAGAUGAACGCCCGCUGGAGUACAGAAGAGCAGCUGCUGGCCGUGCAAGCGAUCCGCCGCUACGGCAAAGACUUUCCAGCCAUUGCCGACGUGAUUGGAAACAAGACGUCUGCUCAGGUGAGCUCGUUCUUCGUGAGCUACCGCCGCAGGUUCAAUCUGGACGAGGUGCUGAGGGAGUGGGCCGCCGAGCAGGUGGCCGUCCGAGACCUGAGGAGGAGCGGCGAAGAGGCGGUGGCUGCGUCAGAAGGGGCAGCGGAGGAGGAAGAGGUCAGGACGGAGGACUCGUCUUCAGAUGCGGCCGGGGGCUCCUCGCCCCGCUCCUCCGCCCGGACCCCCUCGUCGCUGUCCCAGCCUCCCCCGCUGCUGCGCCCGGCGCCGCCCUCGGCCCCGCCCGGCCUCCUGCGCCAGCCUCCGCCGCUGCAGACCCGCCCGCUGCAGAACCGUGCCCCUCACAACCACCCGCCGCCGCCCCUCAUCCGGCCCGCCGUCACCUCCUCGUCCGGUAGCUCCGUCCUCAGGGCUUCUCCUCCCGGUUGCUCGCCGCCGUCGCUGGUGGGGAUCAAGGUGGAGCAGGCCAACUCUCACUAGGAGAAAAGUAGCAAGAGGGUGGCACAUUUUCAGUACAUUUCCCAAACGUUUUGAUGAAUUUCAAUGGUAAAUGAAGCUGGAAAUAUUCCACAUUGGAAACUUUCCAUGGGAAUUAAUGUGAAUUGAGAAUAAUUUAAGUGUAAAUAUAAACAUUUGUUUUGUCAGAAGCAGAUGUAGAUUGCCUACAUCUGAGCGUGUAACAUAACCUUCAUUCCUUUGGUUUUGUUUUGCUGCUUUACUUGAGCGGCGUUUCGCAAAUUUUUGCUUACAACACGACGCAAAGAAAUUGACCAAGUGACCGGUUGAAGUCAAAAAACUCAAAGGUUGGUGCACUUGGAACAAAAACUCCUCAAAAUAAAACCAAGCGCACAACUCAACUGUCAGCAGGAGGUUUGAUUUGAGGUAGGAGCAGAAAAAGUCUCACCAGCACAUUUGUCUCUUAAGCUGAUAGCGAGGAGAGCGUCUUCAUCGGACGAACUGUAACUAUAAAGGCUUUCUCACCAGUGUGUGUUCCUAAUUUUUCCUUCUCAUGGAAUAUGUUAUUUAUUCAGCAUUAUGCUAAAAUAUGAACUAUAUUUAAGUUUCCUAUGUCAAGCCAACCCGUUUGGUAAAUUCCUGAUUUAUUCUCAUAAAAUCCCAUUGAAAGUUUCCUGGAUUUCCUGGAAUUUUGCAACCCUAAAUCACACGUUUUCACAGCGUCUUGUGAAUGAACACUACAGUCCAAAAUGUCAGCUCUUAAGUGUUUAUAUUCAAUCUGCACUGUCACACCUACCUCCAACACACACACACACACACACACUUUUAAAAUGUCAAAGCCCCAAACAGGACCUGUGCCCCGGCGGUUCGAGCAGCUUUUUGCGUUACAACUUGAACCCUCGACGAGGAAAAAGCGGGUACAAUGUUGAGCCACUUGGAAAAGCCUUUCAGGGUGGGAUGACGUUUCGACCACGUCCCACUGGUAUGGACUACAAUGACGGCGAGCUCGAGGAUAGCGAAUAGUUGCAGUUUGUGAAUAUUCUUAAAGACUAAGCACUAAGGGAGUCUUUUGUGUGUGAGUCGUCUUCCCUCGCAACUUAUUCAGCCACAGUCAGUUGUCGCUUUAAGAGCACAAAUAAGGAAACCAAAGACUGAGUUUCUUAUGACAGCUGCUAUGAUGUUUUGCUACAGUAACCUUAAUCCAAAUUGUUGCAGUGAAUCUGGUGCAUUUUGAUUGGUUAGCAGGCCUGGCCGGGCCAGGGCUGACAGUCACGUGACUGCCGCCACCGUUCACAAGUCGCUUCUCCCUCCACGUUUGGCGUUAAAGCUGGCGUGCCUUUCAUUCCUUUUUCAUUUUCACGCAAAGAAAAAAAUGCUUGUACGUCCUGUAUGUGAGAAAUUGUUUACAUUUGCCUUUGGUUUUUUUUUUCUAGAAUAAAGAAAUGACCGCA
Molecule: messenger RNA, 3823 nt
Organism: Phyllopteryx taeniolatus (common seadragon)
Lineage: Eukaryota; Metazoa; Chordata; Actinopteri; Syngnathiformes; Syngnathidae
Gene: rcor2
Product: REST corepressor 2
Exons: 14
Coding region: 810-2396 (528 amino acids)
Biological process (GO): negative regulation of DNA-templated transcription; regulation of transcription by RNA polymerase II
Cellular component (GO): histone deacetylase complex; transcription regulator complex
Molecular function (GO): transcription corepressor activity
Source: RefSeq, a predicted model, not a curated record